CUAGAAUGAAAGCGAAAGCAAAACUGAGAAAAACAGGCUCAAUGAGCACAGACCAAAUAUAAAAACUCGGAGUUUAGUCAGCCAAACAGACAGAGGACAUCAACCGUGAAGAAAGCAAUGGAAACAAGCACUUACAGGAUCAUGCAUCUCGACAUCCUUUUCUGUUUUCUGGUUUUGGCUGUGCUUAGCAGCUCAUGUGUUGAUCAAGUGAAAUUUGGACCCCUCUGCGGUGGAAACCCAGAUAACAUGAAAAGAGGAUGUGAUACAAAGUAUGGUUGUGGACACUAUGGAGCCAGCCGUGGGAGCAAGAAACACAUGGGUCUGGACAUUGUGUGUUCUGAUGGAGCCUAUCUUUAUGCUCCAUUUGAUGUCAGGAUAAUCGGCAGAGCUAAACCAUAUGGAAAUAACAAUGCUAUUGAUGAUGGGAUAACCUUAAUGGGUGAAGGUCUCUGCUUCAAGCUCUUCUACGUUAUGCCAGAUCAGUUGUCCGGGACCCGGUUUAAAUAUGAAAAGAUCGGACGUCUUCUGCCCAUGCAGAAAGUUUAUCCUGGCAUCACUUCCCAUGUUCAUGUUCAAAUGUGUGACAAAUCAGAUCCAACAAAGUACUUCUGAUGGAGCCGAUGACCGACUGCCACCUUCAAACUUCUGUUGCAUUCAACUGAUCCAAAUGUCAACUUUUUUUGCAUUUUAUGUCAUUUGUCAGAUUUAAUUCCUUAAACUUACAGAGUUUCAAAUGCUUUGUACAGAACUUUGCGAAAUAACAAUAAAGUCAUUUAAUCUAA
Molecule: messenger RNA, 782 nt
Organism: Danio aesculapii
Lineage: Eukaryota; Metazoa; Chordata; Actinopteri; Cypriniformes; Danionidae
Gene: lect2.2
Product: leukocyte cell derived chemotaxin 2, tandem duplicate 2
Exons: 6
Coding region: 118-612 (164 amino acids)
Source: RefSeq, a predicted model, not a curated record